GUUUUGUUGUCAAUUAAUAGUAUAUUUUCUGUUUACGAUUAGUAUGAGUAAAAUAUAUCAUCUAAUUAUAACAAAACAAAUGGCCGGUUAUGAAAGGGAACGGACUGUGGAUUUGAGUGAUUUAGAGAGGGAUGAGUUAUCGUGUAGUAUAUGUCAGGACCUACUGAACCGACCGGUGGUCGCCCAGUGUUGCCUUCAGAUGUUCUGUAAGGACUGCAUUCAUAAUUGGCUCGACUCUAGCAAUACCUGUCCUUACGAUCGGAAACCACUAUCGGUUAGAGAGUUAUGCCGUCCACCCAGAAUUGUAUUAAUAGAUGUGAAUCAAUACAAGCAAUUGAUUGAUGAAAACAAUGAACUGAAAACAGAAAGACAGUCACUAUUGCAGAGAAUACAAGACAUCACUCGAAGGGACACUUAUUUGAGAAACCGAUCUUUUACUACUAAUUGUGAGAAUGGAAUAUUAACUCAAUCAACAUCAUUGGGGAAUUGUAUACAAGAGAUACCCGGUUGGAUUCAAAAUGGUUUAGUGUAUCCGCAAAUAAUUGAUAAUAAAAUGAAUGAAGAGAUUACAGACAGAGUGUUAGCCAUAGUUUGCGAUGAAAUAAACCAAGAGAUGAGUGUUUCAUUGGUUUCACAGAAAAUAGUGACAAAUCUGAAUGAAUCGUUGGGUCAUCGGUGGCACUGCACUGUUAUCUACAAAUACGGCACUCGAGCCAUAUUCAUAUAUGAACCGGGAUUCUGGAUUCAAUUGAAGUUUGGGUUACUAUUCUUCAUUAUAUAUAAAACGCAAACAUUCGGUGGAAAACAGUUGAGAAGUGGUGAGCGAUGGAAAGUUCCCUGUAUUCAGAAGUGGACCAAUUAAUGCUAAUAUUAAUGUUAAAUAUUACAUUCUUAUUAAUAACAACAGAACCAGGGUGAAAUGCUAUAGUUUGUAGUAUAGAAUAAAUAGGUAGUAAAGGACAAC
Molecule: messenger RNA, 964 nt
Organism: Oppiella nova
Lineage: Eukaryota; Metazoa; Arthropoda; Arachnida; Sarcoptiformes; Oppiidae
Source: the annotation of a GenBank genome assembly